Penicillium cosmopolitanum is the source of this 990-nucleotide messenger RNA. RefSeq names its product sugar phosphate isomerase/epimerase family protein. The record is from RefSeq and is a predicted model, not a curated record. The coding region runs from base 1 to 990 and encodes 329 amino acids. The transcript has a single exon. NCBI's taxonomy places the organism in Eukaryota, Fungi, Ascomycota, Eurotiomycetes, Eurotiales, Aspergillaceae.
AUGCUUUCAAACAAAUUGGCUAUCGCCAGCUUAUCUCUGGGCCAACACCCUUCUCAUCGCCUGGAUCAUAAAAUCCGAGCUUCAGCAGAAGCUGGAUACGAAGGCAUUGAGGUUGUCUAUUUUGAGUUGGAAGCGUUUUCUCAAGCUCAAAACAUUUCGAUUGUGGAGGGUGCCGAGAAAAUUCGCGACUUAUGCCAAAAGCUCAACUUGAGCAUUCUGUCUUUGGCGCCCUUUGAGAAUUACGAAGGAGACCGAUCGCCAAUCGAAGACAGACUGGCGAAGGCAAAACAUUGGAUUGGAAUCGCCAGAAUCCUUCGCGCGCCAUAUUUGCAAAUCCCGUCAAAUUUCAAAGCGGACGCCAUAGGAGAUAGAGACGUGGUCAUCAGUGAGCUGAGGCAAAUUUCCGAUAUCGGAAGUGCGGAGGAGCCGGUCGUAUCAAUUGCAUAUGAAUAUCUGUCCUGGGGAACGCACUGCUCUACAUGGCAAGUCGCUUUGCAAUAUGUCAACGAAGUUAAUCGACCAAACUUCGGUUUAUGUCUAGACACUUUUCAUGAAGCUACAAAGCUAUGGGGUGACCUUUUUGCUGCGUCGGGUCGCUUCCCUGACUCCGAUGAAGUCCUUCGCGAGUCCCUGAACGAUUUUAUUGCCAAUUGCCCUGUUGAAAAGAUAUUCUUCAUCCAGCUAUCUGACGGCGAAAGAUUCGAUCCUCCAUUCUCCAAAGAUCACCCGUGGUUUGUCGAAGGGGAAGCACCACAAUUCACUUGGUCCAAACACGCACGACCGUUUCCGUUUGAGCAUGAUCAUGGCGCUUAUCUUCCAGUUGCUCGGAUUUCUCAGGCUUGGAUCCUCGCGACUGGCUUCACAGGCUGGAUUUCAAUGGAGAUUUUCGAUCGUGGCAUGCGGGAUAAAAGCAGCCAGCCAGAAACUGCUGCCAUGAGGGGGAUAGAAUCAUGGAAAACUCUACAAACUGAGCUUAGGUCAAUCUCAUAA